This is a messenger RNA of Photinus pyralis (common eastern firefly), 1473 nucleotides long. RefSeq names its product tetraspanin-18-like. The record is from RefSeq and is a predicted model, not a curated record. Gene Ontology annotation, cellular component: membrane. NCBI's taxonomy places the organism in Eukaryota, Metazoa, Arthropoda, Insecta, Coleoptera, Lampyridae. The coding region runs from base 347 to 1138 and encodes 263 amino acids. The transcript is spliced from 7 exons.
AAGAUACCUUCCUUAGUAGGCAGGCAGUUGUUAAAAACAAAACGGCGCCGAGGCCGUUCGUGAUGCUUUUAUAGACGUUGUUUGUAUUCAUUGAUGCAGUAGUUGAGCUGCGUUAAUGAUAUGAGAAGGCAGUGGAGGUAAACUGUGUAGUCGACUUUUGGACCGCAAAGUGUUCAGUUGUGUUUUGUGUGUGCAACAACAAACUUUCAAUUGUUGCUACUCUACUGUGCGAGCAUAUAUAAAUAAAAUGCUUUUAAUUUCUACAUCCUGAAAGUAGCCAUUCAGAGAUUAGGCAUAAAGUAUAUCGGUUAACAACUACCUAUUUACCUAAAUUACUCAAGGAAAAAUGGUCUUCGAUUGUGGAGCGUGUAUAGCAAAAUAUUUGCUAUGUUGUUUCAAUUUCAUCAUAUUUGUAGCCGGCUCCGUCAUCCUAGGGGUAGGAAUAUGGUUGGCAGUUGACAAAAGUUCUUUUAUCGCAUUAACGAAAGUCGUUCCCAGCGAACAUUUAGAGCAAUUUACACAACCAAAGGUCAUCGAUCAAGCAUCAUACAUAUUAAUCGUUGCUGGCGCUUUCAUGUUCAUUGUCAGUUUUCUGGGAUACUGUGGCGCCAUCCGAGAAUCUCAACACCUGCUCACCGCAUACGGAGUAUGUUUAAUUUUAAUUCUAAUACUCGAAAUAACAGCGGGAGGUUUGGCGGCUGCCUAUAAGGGAACAGCCGAAGAAGAGACGCGAACUUUCCUAAAGAGUACAAUAAAGAAGUAUUACACAUCGGGGAAUCAGACUGACGCAUUUUCGCUGCUUUGGAAUCACAUACAGGCGCAGCUUUCCUGCUGUGGUGUUGACAAUUACAAGGACUUCGAAGAUGCAAUACAUUGGGAUAAAAAUAAAGUGAUACCAGAAUCGUGUUGCGUGCUUGCAGAGCCAAGUACUUUUAAACCUAAAUUUCCCAUUUGCACAACUCGUCCUGACGAAUUAAAUUCUUACAGAUUUAAGGGUUGCUUAAAAGCUGCAUUAGAAUGGAUAAUGUCCCACAUGAACAUAGUAAUUGGAGUUGGAAUAGGUUUAGGAGUUGUACAGUUGCUUGGAAUAUUUUUGGCAUUUUGCUUAUGCAAGUCAAUAGACGGGUACAUUAAAUAAUAUUCCAGGUGUAUCGCCUUGUUAAUACCUAUUCUAGUCCUAAUUGAGUAGUAAUUCUUACUAUUACACCUACGCAUUUAAUUUAGUUUUGUAUAAAGCGUGUUUUUAUUUAAUUUUAAGUAAGUAGAUUUAUAGAUAGGUACGUACUCAUCGUAAGUUAUAAAAGAAUCUUCACUCAAGAAUGCAGUAUUACUAUAAGUACUUCUCGAAACAGAUUUUUCACAUUAAACAAUUUUUAAUGAAUGAAUCAAAAAUCCACGAUUGCUGCUCCUCUGUAUUCCGGGAAUGAGUUGCGUUAAACUCUUAAAUACGACAAUAGAAAGACCAUGCAGCGA